AUGGGAGAAUAUGUGAUUAAACCCAUUGGACGUCAACUAAGCUAUCUCCUCUGCUACAACAGAAACAAAAACAAGCUCAAAGAGCAACUCGAAGCUCUCAAGACAGCUCGCAGGGAUGUGCAAGGACGAGUCCAAGAGGCAAGAAGCAACGCAUAUGCAAUCCGCGAGGAAGUUUCAAAGUGGUUGGCUGAUGCACACAACGCCAUCCAUGAUGAGCUAUCAUCAAAUUCUUCAAACCCAUCAGCCUUUAAUUUGGUGGAUAGAUACCAAUUAGGCAGAAAAACAAAGAAGAAAAUUGAAGCUCUUCAUGAACUCAUAGCCAAAAGAAUCAACUUUGUGGAAGUGGGCUACCCUGCACCGCUUCUAGAGACUAAGAACAUCAUUGUUCAUGGUGGGUAUCAAGUUCUGGAAUCCAAGAUUUCAAUGGCUAAACAAAUCAAGAAAGCACUUCAAGAGGUUAGCAGGGUUGGUGUUUAUGGCAUGGGAGGCGUUGGAAAAACUUACUUGCUUAAUGAAGUUAAGAAGAUGGUUUUGGAAGAAGUGUUUGAUCGAGUGAUUGAAGUGUUUGUAGGCCAAUCCAAUGGAGUUAUACAGAUUAAAGAACAAAUUGGAGAUGUUUUGAAUGUAAAAUUACCAAAGAGUAAGGAGGGAAGAACUUCUUUUCUAAGGAAUAAUUUGGCUAUAAUGGAAGAUGAUGUUAUUAUAUUGAAAGGGAAGCAUAUGAACCAUUGGAAGGAUGCUUUGAGCAAAUUAAGAAACUCCAUAGGAAUGGAUAUCAAAGGAGUUAGUGACAAAGUUUAUGCUUCAUUCAGAUUGAGCUAUGAUCAUUUAGUUGGAGAAGAACCCAAGUUAAUGUUCCUUUUAUGCAGUGUUUUUCACAGAUGA
Molecule: messenger RNA, 885 nt
Organism: Cucurbita moschata (crookneck pumpkin)
Lineage: Eukaryota; Viridiplantae; Streptophyta; Magnoliopsida; Cucurbitales; Cucurbitaceae
Product: putative disease resistance protein At5g05400
Exons: 1
Coding region: 1-885 (294 amino acids)
Molecular function (GO): ADP binding
Source: RefSeq, a predicted model, not a curated record